AUGUCUAAUCUCUGGACUUCUGGACCUGCUUCCCUCUGCAAGUCUCAUUCGGAUCUCUCGAAGGACAGACAAGACCUCAGGAGAGCUGUGGCAUGGCUUACUCCCAUACUUGACCUCGCUGCGGAAAUCGUGCAACUACAUGCCAAGUUCUCCGAAGUCGAUACCUCAACGGUUUCUGAUGGCCUGCGCGCUUGGAGAUCCACGUUUAGUCGGUUGAAGUCAUCACUAGACAAUAUUCCAGAGUUACCUUCUGGCCUGACUUCUCGGCGUUAUAAGGAUGUCCUGGAAGAGGUAUCGUCUUCUCUUGCGAGCUUGAAGGCUGAUGUCUCAAAAUGGACCGCUGAACGUCCUGAUUUGGCUUUCGCAUUAACACAAAUUACCCCAUGGGCGGAGGCCAAGGGAGAUGCGACUGCUAGGACCGACAGCGAGGAUAGUCUCGCUAUCCAGGAAUUUGACGCAAGACUCCUUGCUGCAAUUGACAAGAUCUUGGUCAGUCUUCAGAAACUUAAAGACGUGCCUGUUUCCCUUGCCUCCACGGGCUCGCUGUCGCGGAGUGAUGAGUUCUUCACGAGGGCAAUGAAGGCUGUUCACUUGUCUGAUGUUACUUCCUCUCUCGAAUCCGUCCUCGACACCCUGCAACAUUUGCAAGCCAGCACCAGCAACACUUAUGCGCUUGCCUCUGCAUUGGUGGCGAGCUUACUACCCAUCACAAACCGAUACUUCUACAUCUGCAGAGACAUCAUUCAGCGGUUUGUGUCGGUGCACAGGGAGACUUGCAAAAUGACGUACAUUCUCGCGAAAUCAUUCACGCAGAUAGCCUCGGAAGGUUUCUGUACCCCGGCGGAGGCAUCUGCAGAAGAGAGCAAGUCUGGAAAGUUGGAAAGUGGAACCGGCCUUGGCGAGGGUGAAGGCGCUGAAGAUAUUAGCAAAGACGUCGGGGACGACGAGGACUUGUCUGAGCUUGCUCAGCAAGAACAGAAUGAGAAGCCCUCCGAGGACAUGGAGGAUUCUGCGGAGGCAGUGAACAUGGAUCAUGAAGAAAUGCAAGGCGAAGAGAUCGAUCGAGAGGCGAAGGACGAAGAAGAUGAGGAUGCCACUGGCUCGGAAGGAGAAGACGAUAUUGAUGAGGAAGUAGGCAGCGUCAACGACAUCGACGACACGGCAGUGGAUGAGAAGAUGUGGGAUGGCGACCAUGAUGAGAAGCAGAAAGAGACAGAGAACGAACAAGGCAAGGGAGCAGCUGGAUCCGAUGAGAAAACAGCAGCGCAGGAGGAAGAAAAGACUCAAGAGAAGAGUGACAAGGAUGCAGAACAGGAGGGCGAGGAAGAAGAGAACGAAUCAGACGAAGAAGCCCCUGAGGAUGAAGGCGAGGCUGUUGGACGAGAGGAUAUGGAAGUGACGGACCCUCAUGCCAAGGAAGAAGAGGCGCUUGACCUACCUGAGGAGAUGCAACUGGACGGCGAGGAAAAGGAAGAUGACGGUGUCGAAAGUGACGAUGGAAUGGACGAUAUGUCAGAUUUCGGUCCUGCACCUGCGGAGGACGAGCAACAAGCUGAAGGAAAUGAGGACAAUGCUGAAAGUCCAGAUAUGGAUCAUCUAGCAGACGAGCAGGAGCCUGACCAGAUGGAUGAAGAAGCCAUGGAGGACCAAGUGGCCGAGGCUGAGGGAACCGACGAGGCCAAUGCAGCGGAGGAGGAAGAACCAGAGGAGGCUAAGCAAGAAGAGUUCUUGGCUCAACAUGAUGACAAUGAAGCUGCUGGCGAGGAGGUUGCUCCUAGCGAAGCUGUUAACAGUGGUCUUGGCGCAGAUCAAGACCAAAACAAAGAGCAAGGCGCGUCCGGCAAUGCUCAGCAGGACGAUGGCUCGACCGAUCCGGCCGCGAAUGCGGAACAGCCAACUGGAGGUGCCAAGGAAGGAGAGGACAGCCAACGCAAGAGAGAUGCAGGCGGUGCUGAUGACGUGAGCCCCGAAGAUCCUCAAUUACAGGCGUUCAAGAAGUUGGGAGAUGUUCUUGAUGAAUGGCAUCGGAGGAGAAAAGAGAUUAUGGACGCUUCCAAGCAGGAGGAUGAUGAUGAGUCGCGGAAACCCUUGCCGGAGGAUACCGAUAUGGCCGAUGCUGAUUUCGAGCACCUUGCGGACCAAAAUGAUGUUGCCGAUACACAGGCACUGGGACAGGCCAGUGAAGAACAAGCAAAGGCUUUGGACCAGAACAAGGGCGUGGAGUCAGACGUCAAACCUGGCGAUAGUGAUAUGUUACCGGACGCUGGUGAGGAGCCGCAAGAUCUUGCGGAGGAGAAUAGAUUGGAGGACGACAUGCAGAUAGAUGGAGAAGGGGUUCCUACCGAAGGGCAAACCGCAGGCGCAUUGAUCCCCGACAGCUCCCGCACACAGCAGCGAACAACGGACGCUACUGGUCAACUUGAGGUUAACGAGGAGCUUGAUGAGGUGGACGCCCAUCUUGCGGCAAUUCACCUGUCGUCCACGCUUCCGCCACUAACUCCAAGGGACGAAGCCCAGCGCCUUUGGUCGCGCUACGAAAAUGCCACAAACGACCUCUCUCUAUCCUUGACGGAGCAACUACGUCUAAUCCUGGCCCCCACACUUGCUACAAAGCUACGGGGCGAUUUCCGGACAGGGAAGCGGCUGAAUAUCAAGCGUAUCAUUCCAUACAUCGCUUCACAGUACAAGCGUGACAAGAUCUGGAUGCGACGGUCCAUUCCCUCCAAGCGCAACUACCAAAUCAUGCUUGCGGUCGAUGACAGCAAGUCCAUGCUGGAGAGCGGCAGCGGGCAGUUAGCGUUCGAGACACUAGCGCUAGUCGCGAAGAGUCUGUCGAUGCUCGAAGUAGGCGACCUGUGUGUGCUCGGCUUCGGUAACGAGGAUCACGUCCGAGUCGCCCACGAGUUCGGCAAGCCUUUCUCCUCGGAAGCUGGAACACAAGUAUUCCAACAUUUCAGCUACCAGCAGACAGGCACGAACGUGCGCAAACUGAUCGCCGAUUCUAUCGCCCUCUUCCGCGAAGCUCGCUGGAAACAAUCGCCCGCAGGCGGCAACGCCGACCUGUGGCAACUGGAGCUCAUCAUAUCCGACGGUAUCUGCGAAGAUCAUGAUACCAUCCGGCGCCUUGUGCGUCAAGCUCAAGAGGAGCGCAUCAUGAUCGUGUUCAUCAUCGUGGAUGCGGUUAAGGGCAGCUCAAUUUUGGACCUCAGCCAGGCAAGCUUCGAGCCUGAUACGGAGAGUGGAACUGGGGAGAUGAAGUUGAAGAUGAAGAGAUACCUGGAGGGGUUCCCCUUCCCAUACUACCUGGUUGUGCGGGACGUUCGGGAGUUACCGGCUGUGCUGGCUACGGCGUUGAAACAAUGGUUUGCAGAGGUUGUUGAUGUAUCAUCUUGA
Molecule: messenger RNA, 3393 nt
Organism: Aspergillus udagawae
Lineage: Eukaryota; Fungi; Ascomycota; Eurotiomycetes; Eurotiales; Aspergillaceae
Exons: 1
Coding region: 1-3393 (1130 amino acids)
Biological process (GO): rRNA processing; ribosomal large subunit assembly
Cellular component (GO): preribosome, large subunit precursor
Source: RefSeq, a predicted model, not a curated record